AUGGCCAUGUCCACCGCGUCCAAGUCCUUUGCUAUCAACGGCCCGCACACGGCAGGCCUCUUUGCAGACAUGAGCGUUGACGGCCCCAUCAUCGGCACUCUCGUUGCGAUUGUCGAUCGCGCGAAGAACUUGCCCAACCGCAAGACCAUUGGCAAGCAGGAUCCUUAUUGCGCGGCGAGACUGGGAAAAGAAGCCAAGAAGACGGCGACAGAUGUCAGAGGCGGCCAGACGCCCAAGUGGGACCAAGAGCUCCGGUUUACGGUGCACGACUCGGCCGACUACUAUCAACUCAAAGUCUCCGUCUUCACCGACGAUAAGAAAACAGACCUCAUCGGAGAGUCGUGGAUCGACCUCAAGGGCAUCAUUAUUCCUGGAGGCGGCCAGAACGAUGUGUGGCAGACCCUGACCUGUCGCGGCAAGUAUGCGGGGGAAAUCCGACUCGAAAUCACCUUCUAUGACAGCCGGCCCAAGCCCGACAAGCCUGCCGCCAGACCGAGACAGUCCAUGGGCGGCGAGCUGGAGAACACAUCGCCUAAGCGCAAGGAAAUGGUCAAGAGACGUCCCCUACCCACCGAUCCCGUCACCGGCGAGGUCACUGCGACCCCCUCAGACUAUCACCAAUCGCCUUCUCGGCCUCAGGGCAAGCCCAUCUCGCACUCACCGUAUGGCUCUACCAACUCUCUCGGCGAAACUGCCGAGUAUGGCACUCCACCGCAGGGAAGCACUCGAUCCCGCCAUGCAGACUACUUUUCUUCACACUCACCUAGCGCCCAAAGCCAUGGCUCCGGUCGUGUUGAGGGACCUCGCCAGCCACGCCCGACACGGCAGGACUCGUACGAGAGAGAGCGAGGCUAUAGCCAAAAGAUACCCGUGACGUCCUCCUAUGAGCAGCAUGACCCUCGAGGUAGCAGCUAUUCGCUUGCAGGAGAAACGUAUGAUAUGAACCCCACAGAUGAUGCUGCGCAGUAUUCUCCUCACGGAGGCCCCCGACAGGCGGCUCCUCCUCCACCCGCCCACCGAUCACGGCAUAGCACUAGCCAGGAGGGUCUGCAACGGAGAAAUGAAUCACCUCAGAGGGCCGUUCCGCCUGCAUCCAUGAGAUCUGAUGUUUUGAAGAAUGAGGCUCAUAGAAACACCACGCCAACCUACCCUGGCCGCCCACAGUUCCGGCCCUAUGACCCGAGCCUAACAGCUCAGCCCCCCAUUCAGAAAGCCAUUGCAUAUGAGCCGCACAACUCUUACGAUGCCUAUGAUGCCCAAUAUCGUUCCAUGCAACCCACCGUAGAGGACGUCCCGGAAUCGCCUCCAGGCUCUAUGCGGAACAGGCCUCGCCGAAGUAUCCCUGGGCUGGAUGAGAUUGUGUAUGACGCUGGCCAGAUGCCCAUGUCAAAUGGCCUCAGUCGUUCCCCAGGAGCAUCUGCUGGUUUUCUAAGCCAAUCCCCGGGAGCUUAUCCGACAUAUCAGGAGCAGCCCAGGAAUCAAAAUUCUGUCUCCCCUCUGUCGGCGAGAGAUUACACUGAAAGUCCAGGACAGAUGACGCAGUAUUCUUACAGCAGCCAAAGCCAGCGCCCUAAUCAACAGCGCGAGCACGAGACCACCUACAUCCAGAGUUCUCCGAGCUACGGACUCCCCGCGUUGCCGCCGUCUCUGGCUCCUGGAGUAGACCCCAACAUGGUUCAAGAGAUAUCCGACAGGGCAUACGAAGAAAGGCAUUAUGAUCGAUACAAUAACCACAACAAUCAAAUUGUAAGCACCUCUCUUCGAGACCGCCAUAGGAGCGAGCCGCCGCCACCUUCUCAUGAGCCAGCCUUUGGCACCUCGCCGCAGGCCUACGAAUCAUACGACAGACCAAGAUCGGGUACCUAUGGCGGUGGACCUGACCCGCAUGCGCAGGGAUAUCGAAAUGCUUCCCCUAAUCCCCGAGAUGCUUCCCCUAAUCCCCAGCAUAGGAUUCGGCGCAAGUCGGUCAGCCCUGCACCUCGUUCUUCGGACAAUAGGAGGCACUCAGACAUUCCGUUCAGUCCAGACUCCUACGAAGCGUUUAACCCUAGAGUGUCUUCUAGGGAUGGAUCACCUGGGCUCGAUCCGUCAGAUUCGCCUUCCAAGAUUGUGACACACGAUGGUCGAGAAAUUGACCCAUCUGAUCAUCUACCCGAAGAGUCUUGGGCUCCUGAGCCUGAGACCAAACCUUCUCCUCAAGAGCCUGCGCAGUCUCGAACCAGACCGCCCUUGUCUGGAGCGCAGCCGAUGCCCCCGAGCGGCCGGAGACCCCUCCGAAUCAGCAUGGCGAGAACCUCGCAGGCGGUGGUGCCGUCCAACGCCUACGGCUACUCAGAAGGACCGCGUGCUCCCCCUCCCCCGGCUCAAGGUGGGCGACAGCGUCUGCAAAAGAAGACCCGUCAUUCUAUGGGACCGACAACGUCGGCUCCAAACCCAGGCAACUUCCAAUACAGCUCAACUCGUUCACGCGCUGGCGCGUGGGAUUACCCAAACGACAACUACACGCCUCAGUAUAACGGCGGUCACCAAGGACCUCCUAUUCCAGCCAAAGUGCCACUCCCCAUCAUGAGCGGCGCCAAUGGAGGGGCGGAAGAUAUGGCUCUGAUUCAGGAAAUGUCAACAAUUGACAUUGGCACAGGGCGUUCCAGACGGCGAGGAGGAUUUUGA
Molecule: messenger RNA, 2667 nt
Organism: Trichoderma harzianum CBS 226.95
Lineage: Eukaryota; Fungi; Ascomycota; Sordariomycetes; Hypocreales; Hypocreaceae
Exons: 2
Coding region: 1-2667 (888 amino acids)
Source: RefSeq, a predicted model, not a curated record